GUACACGUGUUGUGAAAAAAACCAUUGCAAUUGUUGCGUCAUCUUGCACAACGAAGGUUUUCUGGAGGAGAGAAAACAUCCUGAAUCAGUAAUGGCAGUCCCGAGGGUUAACGGUGUAUCACACGAUUUACAAGUGGAAGUGAGCAACUUGACUUUAAAUGGCAUAUCAGGGGAGAAGACUACUAAGGAUAUUGCAGUUUUGCAACAGAAGACGGGAACAUUUAAGGUCAAAGCGGGAUUGGCACAGAUGGCUAAAGGAGGUAUCAUAAUGGAUGUUACUACAGCAGAGGAAGCCAGAGUAGCUGAGAAUGCUGGGGCAUGUGCUGUAAUGUCUUUAGAGAGAGUUCCAGCUGAUAUUCGCAAACAAGGAGGUGUGGCAAGAAUGACCGACCCUAAGAGAACAAAAGAAAUCAUGAGUGCAGUCACAAUUCCAGUGAUGGCUAAGGCUAGAAUUGGCCACUUUGCUGAGGCACAGAUUCUGGAAGCAAUUGGUGUUGAUAUGAUUGAUGAAUCAGAAGUGUUGACACCUGCUGAUGAGUCACAGCAUAUUGAUAAACAUAAAUUCACUGUGCCCUUUGUGUGUGGUGCAAGAGACUUAGGCGAGGCCCUUCGAAGGAUUGCAGAGGGAGCUGCUAUGAUAAGGACUAAAGGACAAGCAGGGACAGGUGAUGUUGCUGAAGCUGUUCGUCAUGCAAGAACCAUUCGCAAUCAGAUUCGUCAUGCUCAAGCCCUGGACUCAGCAGAGUUGUUUUCCUAUGCAAAAGAGCUCAGAGUUCCUUUUGAACUUCUUCAAAAGACUGCAGAAAUGGGACGUCUUCCAGUGGUUAACUUUGCUGCAGGUGGUCUUGCCACUCCUGCUGAUGUAGCUUUACUGAUGCAGCUUGGGGUGGAUGGUGUCUUUGUUGGCUCUGGAAUUUUUAAGAGUGACAACCCCAAGAAAAGGGCAUGGGCAAUGGCCCAGGCUGUCACUCAUUACAGCAAUCCCAAAAAGCUUGCUGAACUCAGUGAAGAUUUAGGAGAGGCUAUGUUUGGAACACCAGUGUCUGCCACUACACACAAGUGAUAUGUUCCCAGAAAUGUUGUGCCCAUUUGCCACUUUUCAGCUUGCUUUUUAAUAUGAGAUAGUGUGAAUUUUCUUUCUAGUUCCAUUGAAGCAAAUAACAAUGGGAAAAAGGAAGAAAGUGAUUUGAGUAAUAAAUAAUUAUUUAAUAGUAGUAUUUAAGUAAUGUUUAUAAAUCUCUCUUGGGUAGUUCUGGGAACAUCUAGUUAAGUAGAGGUUCUCUUUUUAUGUUUUCUUGUUAUGUGAAUGUGGUCAUUGUUAUGGCUGAUAAAAAUUUAUGGCCCAUUGAUAAAAUUAUCAGCAUCCUCUGAAACUUAAUGAGUUCUUUUAUACUUCCAAGACAACAUCACACAGUAUAAUGUUAGGUCAAGAGUAUUGUCUCAACAUAUCGCAAGCCUUUUUUCAUCCCAUUUUAUUUUAUAUUCUUUAUUUGAACUUCUUGUUUACUUUUUAAGGGAGUCACUUGGUUAAAUUAUAUUAUUAUUAAAAGUAAAAUUAGUGUCAAAGUGUUUCUGUCCAUGCAUUUAAGUGGUGUAUAGAAUGAUGAUGUUUGGUUUUAUCCUAUAUUAUAUUCAUAACUGCAUUAUAAGAAAUAGACUCAGACUCUGACAGGCUUUAAUUUACCUGUAUUUAUAUUAUUUUUAGUUAUAUUAUUGAUUUGCUGGGUAUAUACAAGUUAAACCAAAUUACUUUUAGUAUCAAAAGGCUAUUUGUCAUAUUUUAAUGUGCAACUUUCCAAAUUGCAAACAGUUAAGUUCUACAAUACAUAUAUCUUAUUAACCAAGUGGGAGGGCCGUACUGCGAGAAUAUUGGCCAGAGGUCUUGACAGUAUGGA
Molecule: messenger RNA, 1895 nt
Organism: Stylophora pistillata
Lineage: Eukaryota; Metazoa; Cnidaria; Anthozoa; Scleractinia; Pocilloporidae
Product: pyridoxal 5'-phosphate synthase subunit SNZERR
Biological process (GO): pyridoxine biosynthetic process; amino acid metabolic process; pyridoxal 5'-phosphate biosynthetic process
Molecular function (GO): amine-lyase activity
Source: RefSeq, a predicted model, not a curated record